AUGGGAGUGGAGAUAGUGCAGCAGCCCACCGAAACAGGCGCGUGCGUGUGUGGUAUAUUUUCGGUGGGAAACUCGGAGUCGAUCAUGGAACAGUCGCUUCCGGUGAAAUUCAAGUGCGACACCGAGGGAGACGAGAUAUGCCAACGGCUGUGCAUUGCUAUGGCUAUGUCCAUGAAAGACACGGGACCGCAGAUGAUUUGCGAGAAGCUGAACUCGCACGUCGAGAAUCUGCAGGUCGCCGUCUACUGGAAAAUGUGUGAUCAGACCCCAUGGAAGUUCACCGGUCUGAAGAGCGCAGAAGUACUCUGCUGUGACGAGGGUCAUCCGACGCCGUGCAGACAGCGGGCUCCAAUGAUGAUGAAUUAA
Molecule: messenger RNA, 366 nt
Organism: Dufourea novaeangliae
Lineage: Eukaryota; Metazoa; Arthropoda; Insecta; Hymenoptera; Halictidae
Exons: 4
Coding region: 1-366 (121 amino acids)
Source: RefSeq, a predicted model, not a curated record